Molecule: messenger RNA, 3049 nt
Organism: Mytilinidion resinicola
Lineage: Eukaryota; Fungi; Ascomycota; Dothideomycetes; Mytilinidiales; Mytilinidiaceae
Product: HCP-like protein
Exons: 4
Coding region: 114-2651 (845 amino acids)
Biological process (GO): ERAD pathway
Cellular component (GO): endoplasmic reticulum membrane
Molecular function (GO): protein binding
Source: RefSeq, a predicted model, not a curated record
CAUCAGGGCCACAGUCCCGCGACAUCUGUCCUCAGCCUCCAUGGUCAUCCUGCGCGCCGUCUUGGGAUGAUUCCUCCCUCCAUCUUUGGCUGCAUCAACCAGCGCACGCCGUUAUGAGGCUCCAAUCGCCGCGGCGCGUGCCGCUCCUCCUCUUCGCCCUCUUUCUAUACCUUGCCCUUGCGUCUGCCCAAUACCGAUCGCACGACCAGGCGCACGCCAAACAGCAGCCACUCGGACAACGCGCGUCGUCAUUACACCACUGGGGGAAAUCGCAGCAUCAUGAUGAAGUUCGAGGUGCCGUUGGUGCGCAUGCUGUCGAAGAGGCGACUUCCAUCCUGCGCAAAAUCCGCUCCUCUACCAGCCGCCUAUCGCGGCUCAGCAGGCCCACAGGAAUACUUGGGACUGCCACCUACUAUGCCAAAGAGCUCUUCUUCCUCCUGUUCAUGAACGGCCCCCCACAACAGGAUCUCGUCACGUCGAAGCCGCAGGGCAAGAGACUCGGUCAGCCUCUGGCGCAGGCCGUCAUACUUCUCGAGGAAGCUGCGGCGGAGCAGAACCCGGACGCUCUUUUUCUGCUCGCUGAGAUGAACUUCUAUGGCAACUUUACAUAUCCCAGAAACUACUCGGAGGCCUUCGCAAGAUACCACGCGCUCGCCACGCUAAAUGGAAACUCUUCAGCGCAGAACAUGGUUGGAUUUAUGUAUGCGACUGGCAUAGGCAGUGCUGUAAAGCAGGACCAGGCCAAAGCCUUGCUGUAUCAUACGCUGGCAGCAGAAUCAGGAGACAUCCGGUCGGAGAUGACCGUCGCAUACCGCCACCAUAUUGGAAUCGCAACGCCAAGAAACUGCGAGGAAGCUGUCUUCUACUACAAGAAGGUCGCAGACAAAGCAAUCACACAUAUGAGGUCUGGCCCUCCAGGUGGUUUUUCAAUGAUUAAGGAGUCCUACCGAAUUGCAGACGAAGUAGGCGGGGUAUAUGGCGAAGGAGCCAGCGCCAGCAGCUCCGGUCAAUAUGCCAAACUAGGCGGGCCGAGCUCCGACGUCCACGCUUCUGUUGACGAUGUUCUCGAAUACCUGGAUUUGAUGGCUAGGAAGGGAGACCCCAAAGCCACUUACAACCUCGCACGGCUUCACUACGAUGGAUCCAGAGCCUUCAAACGAGACUUCGGCCAGGCUAAGAAACGCUUCCUAGAAUUAGCUAGAAUGUACUGGACAAGAGACGGGAGGACGAAAAGUGAUGUCCCGGGCCACACCGAGAAACUUGCCUCUAAAGCUGCCGGCUACCUCGGUCGCAUGUUCCUUCGCGGUGAAGGCAUCGAUCAAAGUUUUUCCAUCGCUCAGACAUGGUUCAAACGCGGAAUAUCCAAUGGCGAUUCCCUGUCACAGUAUUCUAUGGGCUUGAUGUACCUUAACGGCCUCGGAGUGUCUAAAGAUCCUGUCAAGGCGGCAGACUACUUUGCUGCUGCCGCUGAUCAGGAUCUUGCGGUAGCACAAGUCAGGCUCGGUGCUCUGUUCCUCGACCAGGGCGACAUUCCUGUAGCAAUCAAGUACUUCGAACUCGCAGCGCGGAAUGGCCACAUCGAAGCGUUCUACUACCUAGCCGAACUCAGCCACCAAGGGGUUGAACGCGAGAAGUCCUGUGGCGUUGCAGUAGCGUACUACAAGAUCGUUGCAGAAAAGGCCGAGAUCAUCCUUUCCUCUUUUCAGGAGGCAAAUGAGGCGUAUGAUGACGGAGACCUGGAGACCGCUCUGGUGGAUUACAUGAUGGCAGCGGAGCAAGGCUUCGAGAUUGGCCAGGCAAACGUCGCUUACCUCCUCGAUCAGUCGAAACCCAAAUUCACGGUACAAUUCGCGUCUUUCAUUCCGUUCAUCCGACGAAAGGCGUCUCUAGUUAGCGAUGCUGCACUUGCCCUGAUCUACUGGACCCGGUCUGCGAAGCAGCAAAAUAUUGAUUCCAUGGUCAAGAUGGGAGACUAUUACCUCGAAGGCAUGGGAACUCCUCUUGACCAUGAAAAGGCUGCUGCUUGCUAUUUAGCGGCAGCUGAGACGCUCCAAAGUGCGCAGGCUAUGUGGAACCUAGGCUGGAUGCACGAGAAUGGCAUUGGAAUCGAACAGGACUUCCAUUUGGCGAAAAGGUUCUAUGACCAAGCUCUUGAAACGAACCCGAAAGAGGCAUAUCUUCCCGUGCUUUUAUCACUUUACAAACUGCGAUUACGGAGUUGGUGGAACACGGUCACAAAUGGACGUGUCAACUCCAUCCAAGAUGAGCCAGUUCCGCAAAAGGAGUGGUCUCUUUCAGAGUUCAUCAACAACUUCCUUGAAGCGGACGCCACAGCCUGGGACACUAUGGAACGUGACGACUACGACGCCAGCCACGACCCCAUGCCUGGCGGCGACGACGACUAUUACGAGGACAUUGAGUCAGACUUGAUUGAAAGCGCGAUCAUUCUCGCUCUCACUGCUGCUCUCGCAUUUCUUGUAUAUUAUCGAGCUCAGAGGCAACGGCGGGCUGAGGCGAGGAGACAGCAGCAACAGCAAGCACAGGAGCAAGGCGACCAUGCGCGUCAAGAGCAGGUGAACGACCAGGGCGUGUUUCCUCAACGUAACGAUCCUGAGUUCUUAAAUUGGGCUGCCGGUGGGGUGGGCCAUUGAAUUGAUCAAACUGGCGGUAAUGGCAUGAGGCCUCCUUAUUCAUUCGAAAUCGCAGCAUUAGCAUUUUACUGGCGUUCUUGCUUGGCUUCAUAUGCCGUUGGAUGGUUGACAAAUAUGAAUGUCAAUGAUAUUUCCAGGUUGUUCCACAAAAUCGACCCUUCAGGCUUGCAAUAGAGUUCGAGCUUCUCAUCAAAGCGUAUAUCAGCUAAGAAACUUCAAAAGCUAACCAACACAUUUAAUCUAUAUCUUCCACUUAGCGUUACUUUUUAUAAGGAUUAAGCGUGGUGUACGUAUAACUGCGUAAAAGCUAAUAAAUAAAGUAUAAAGGCAUUUAUAUAAUCCUCUAAGCUUAUAAAGCUUAAUAGUAUUUAGUAGUUUUACGUACUAGGGAUUUAGGC